Molecule: messenger RNA, 2181 nt
Organism: Nematostella vectensis (starlet sea anemone)
Lineage: Eukaryota; Metazoa; Cnidaria; Anthozoa; Actiniaria; Edwardsiidae
Exons: 4
Coding region: 289-891 (200 amino acids)
Source: RefSeq, a predicted model, not a curated record
AUUUGUCUCUUGCCCGAUGCCUUUGCUUCCUGUUGAGGUGCCCUUUUAACUAUCGGGACCUCUCUCAGGGUCGAGAAGCCAAUUACGGGAAGCAUAGAGCGUUGCGGAACUCUUUUUGAGCAGAAAGCUUUUCGAGAACGUAAAACAUCAACGGCGGCACUCGGGGGCUGCAAGGGACAGGGCGAAUGCCUGCUGUGUUAAGUUCUCCUUGACGAUUGUUAUCCGAUUUAUUUAAAUGUCGAAAAUAUAGCAAGUACGGUGACGUGACAAAACCUUCUUGACGCCUAUAUGGAGGAUUGGGCCAUUUUCAGAUCAGGAACGGUAGCAGCCUUGUUGUUGGUGGCUUUGGUGAUAGCUCCGUUAAAAGUGUCAGCGGGUGUUUACAAACUGAAAUCAAUGAGGAGAGCGCAGUUGGCGGAAAAAUACGGGGACUGCUAUUGGUUGAGACCGAAAACCACAGAUAUCCCAAUAUCACUUUCAUUCAACGGACAUUGCUGUGAUGACGUCAACGAAGGGAUUAUGGAUUUCGAGUUUAACAAGAGGUCAGUCGGCCGUUCACUCCAAACUGCAUUUCAAUGGAAGAAGAACACCGAUUAUUACCUUGCUGUCAACACUACGAGCCAACAACUACAACUAGAGAAAAUUUCCGGAGGUCUCGGACCCAAGCACAAGUUUGUCAUGAAGUCUGCCCCAGUCGGCGAUGGUAUCGCGUCAUGCAUAGAGUGCGUGACCCUGAAAUCAGUUGCGAACGGCCUGUACCUAGCCACCACAGACACGGGCGCUAUCUCCAUGACAACGAGUAGGAAAAUGUACUCGGCCUUCUUCAAGUGGGAAGUUUGCCCGUAUUCAUUAGAUAUUUGCCGUCUGAAUAUAAUGAAAACCUGCCACUAAAGCUCAGUUACCUCCACAGAAAGCCCACUUCUUGGGUUUGAAUAUAGUUCGAAUGGUUUCUGAGAGCUUUGCGAUGUAGAUUUUGAUUUCGAUUUGUACUUCAAAUGCUGCAUCUUUUGUAUAAAGCCUAGGUGCUUUCCGAGCUUUCUUAUCGGUCAGCGGUUUAACGCGGCCGUCGUGACUGUUACUACUUCAUGUAGAUAUCAAUAUGGUUAGGGUUAGUUUUAGGGUAAGGGUCAGUAUCUAAGGCACACUAUAUUGCUAACUACAUGAAGUACCGGCCUUCGUUAAUACGAGCUUUGGUGUCACACCGGAGUGGCAAGCUCUCUGCGGUUUAGCGCGAAAAAGAAGUCAUCAUCUACGAAGAACAAUGUUAUUUAAAGAUUAGGUUGUGAAUCUUAUGAAUAUAAACUGUUGGACUGCGUAAGUAUGGUGUAAUCACAUUGACAUGAGGAUCCGCCAACGGCUAACUGAUACUCUGAGAUUACUUUUUAUUUAAAAAGAUUGGGUUACUUAUUUCAAAAGAAACGUUGCACGGUUGACGAAGCACAAGUGACCGAAAGGUGCUUAUGGGCAAAAAUUUUAACCCACAGAGAGGUCAACAUGUGACUACUUUUUCUUUUUUUUCUUUUGAUAUUCCAUUUAUAAUCAACUUGAUAUAAUGCAUCACAAAAAUAAUAUUAUAUUUGUGCAACAUUAGAAACAAGCUAGCCAAAAUAUAAUAAAAGGGUCGAGAAAACGGUCACAACUUUCCUCACUCUUACAAAAAUAUCGCCGGCGGCAGGUCGGAAUAUAUUUUAUCCUAGAAUUGUGUGAGCUUUUAUGAAUUUUAUCCUAGAAUCGUGUGAGCUUUUAUGAAUGCGUAAACAGAUGGGAAUCGGGUUCCGCAAGAUUUUUUUUAUAUUGACUUGUUAUUAUAAGUAGUAUAAUUUUACAAACUAAAAUGAACAUUACAAAAUUGAUCCUAAGCGUCCUGAGUAUAUGGGUGAGGUAAAUAACAGCUUUACACUUUUAAGCCAGUUUUUAGAGAAAGCUGCGUGGGUUGAACUGGAGAUCGUUAUAAAUUGAGGACACUAGACUGACGUCAAAACCACUCUCCAGGAAAAGCACGCUCAGCCCAAUCUCGAAAAACUGCGCACUAUUAAAUACAAACUACGAAAGAAUUUCCGUUGUUUUACGACCAGUUUCGGCUUUUUGCUUUAUCAAAAGCGCAAUGUACUGCCUCUAGCUAGCUGACGCUAUUCUUUCUUAAAGGAGCGACAGUUCAGUUAAUAAAACAUGUGAUUGGUA